ACCAGAUUGAGCCUAUUUGUUUACAGUUUUCGCUAGUGUCAACAGAUUUCUGAACCAAGUCAUCUUAUCGUGUAGGCGGACGGGAGCUAAGCUAGUUAUGGCGUUCAGGUACAACACUUCGUGAAAUACUGUUUGCUGGAGGUGUUUGUGGGAAAAUACUCGGGCCAAUGACUGGAGAGGGCGAGUUGCCGCAGUCGGGCCAAGAGGCGAACGGGGUGAAGACAUCGCCGGUUGUCAAAUCGGACAUCAACAGCGAGACUACACCGAGUCGGGCACAGAAAGAACCAGACAAAGACGAUGACCCAGAGAAACCUAAGCUGAGUGUUGUUAAAGAUUCCAAGGUCAUACAGGUGGACAUUCCUGAAGAAGACAAGGACAUGAAGCCCAAGAAAACAGACCAGGAAGACAGUGAACAGGAACAGCCUCUGAAAUCUCCUGAAGCUGAAACACCUGCUAAGCCUGCUGAGCGUGUCGUAGCUCCGAUUGCCAAUUUUGAAAGCAUUGAACUAGAUGAUGAGCUGGAUGGUGAACAGGAUGAGUCUGACAAGAAUGGAACCAAAGAAGAGAAUGGUACCACGAAACCUGAAGACACAGGUGUUAAGUCCAAACGAAGCGGGACGGACGAAGUGGACGCGGCGAGUGUUUACUCCCUGUUUAUGGAGCGAGAUUUCCGUUACUAUUUUCAGCACCCUUACUGCAGGUUGUUUGUGGCCUAUUUUGUAACGUUUUGCAAUUUUCUCAUUUAUGCUGAGGAUCCUGUUGCGCACAGCCGUAAAGAAUGUUCCAUUCCGGUCAUCGGGAAUGACUUUGCUUUUGUGUGCACUCGCUAUCCAUCAAAUGCAUGGAGCCUGCUCAAGGUUUUUCUGUGGAUUGUAGCAAUAAUAAUUGGAUGCAUUGUUGGGAAACUCCUCUUUCAUGAACUUAUAUUCAAUCGCCUGAUUAAGCUGAAGUUGUUCUCCAGCAACCAAGGCUCCUGGAUGACCAUGUUUUUCUGUGUCAUCUUGUGCCUGUUCAUCAUAUCCUGGCUCUACAAUGGCUUCCUGAUGAUUGGAGGUGACGCCACGGAGCCAUAUCGGAUCUCCUCCCUGAUGGGCAUCUCCAACUCUUUCUUCACCAAGGCUGCAGCAUGCGGCACGUGGUGCGGAGAUUUCUUCACUGCAUGGAUGGUUACAGACAUCAUGCUGCAGGAGAAGCUGUACCCGAGUUGGGCGCCGAAGGUUCGAGCGUGGUGGAUAAGACAUUAUCACCGUAUCAUCCUGUUCUGGGUCAUCACAAGCUGUACGUCAUUCAUCGUCAUAUUCGUCAUAGCAACUGAUUACAUCAGUUGGGACAAACUGAACCGUGACUUUCUACAUACCAAUGAGCUGUCCCGAUCAUUCCUUGCAUCGUUCAUUCUGGUCAUGGAUAUGAUAAUUGUUAUGCAGGACUGGGACUUUCCCCAUUUCAUCAGUGCCAUAGACAUCAAGCUGCCUGGUCUCAACACGGCCCACAUCAAGUUCCAGAUUCCUAUCCCCAAGAUCCUCCGGAAGGAGUACUAUCAAGUCCACAUCACAGGAAAGUGGUUCAACUACGGUGUGUUGUUCCUCGUGCUUCUUCUCGACCUAAACAUGUGGAAGAACCAGAUGUUCUACCAACCCAUAGACUUCGGACAGUACGUGGACUCAGAGGGCAAGAUCCACACCAUCACAGACACCUACAGCCUCGACACAUUCAAUGAGACACAACUUGUUUUUGAUUUUAGGAACUCCACAAUUAACCCAGCUACUAAUAUGACCUACAUUUCAGGAGAUAACAAAAUGAACACCCGUUUCUAUGACUACCACCUUGCAGGCAAAUGCAUGGCUUUCUUGCCAAGUCUUACAGUUUUCAUUAUGUUUGGGUUUUUCAUUUAUAAGUAUGGCCGAUUUAGGCCGACAAAAGAGGAUCCUUAUGCAGGCAGGUUGAAGAAAAGGAAGAAGAGACGAUUCAGUGCCAGAUUCCACUGGCGGCGCUUGCGGAACCGGAUCAGGACGGCGGAACCAAUAUUGAUGUAUUUCAGAAAACGGGGACCAGAACCUAUACCUGCACAAAAAACAGAAGAAUCGUAUGCACAAAACUGGGAGCUACCUGCAAGCCAAGCAUGUUAAAUGUUCACUUUGAUUUAGUUUUUCUUGAUUUAAGAACAUAACGUCUUCAUUUUCAAAUAUAAUAGGAUCAAGUUCCAGAUAAUAACAUGUAAUUUGAUAUUACAUGUACCAGAGAGGAAAAUGUAAUUUGAUAUUACACAGACCAGAAAGGAAAAUGUAAUUUGAUAUUACAUGCACCAGAGAGGAAAAUGUAAUUUGAUAUUACAUGCACCAGAGAGGAAAAUGUAAUUUGAUAUUACAUGCACCAGAGAGGAAAAUGUAAUUUGAUAUUACAUGUACCAGAGAGGAAAAUAUAAUUUGAUAUUACUCGUACCAGUAGCUCAAAAUCAUUUUUAGAAGCUUAUACUAUUAACAAUUUCUUCAUAUGGGAGAUCUUAAGUAAUUGAUGGUAUAUUUUUGUAGAAAAUCAAAUCAUUUGUAUUUUUGUAGGGCAUUAUGACUCAUAAACAGUUUCAGAUUUACCUUAUAUAUUCAUUCCCCUGCACAAAACUGAAGAGCUAAGGAGAUAUGACUGGACUGUUGAUAGUGUGUCAUCAUGCUUAGAAUGGGUUGAUGCUCACACUAUCGAUCACUGGUUUGGGUGGUCUAGAUCUUAUAACGUUACAGGCCACCUUGAUAUACAACAGUGAUAUUGCAGACUCUGCCACACAGUCGCCUUCACACUCAGAACCAAGAACAUGCAUGGCCAUGUUGAGUGAGAUAUUGAAACAAUAUAUGUGUCCCACCAGAAGAAAGGGACCUUAUGAGUGCUAGGAUACAAUUGUACUGUGACGUCAAAGAGUCAUUUGACGUCAACUUACUUCAGGAAAAAUCAACCUGUGUAUGGACUGUACAAAACAAUUCUUAUUGUUCUCUCGUUAGUUUGUAAU
Haliotis rufescens (red abalone) is the source of this 2995-nucleotide messenger RNA. Its product is annotated as transmembrane protein 117-like. The record is from RefSeq and is a predicted model, not a curated record. NCBI's taxonomy places the organism in Eukaryota, Metazoa, Mollusca, Gastropoda, Lepetellida, Haliotidae. The coding region runs from base 168 to 2126 and encodes 652 amino acids. Gene Ontology annotation, biological process: intrinsic apoptotic signaling pathway in response to endoplasmic reticulum stress. The transcript is spliced from 6 exons.